Molecule: messenger RNA, 1094 nt
Organism: Blastomyces dermatitidis ER-3
Lineage: Eukaryota; Fungi; Ascomycota; Eurotiomycetes; Onygenales; Ajellomycetaceae
Product: mitochondrial import inner membrane translocase subunit tim14
Exons: 3
Coding region: 133-447 (104 amino acids)
Biological process (GO): protein import into mitochondrial matrix
Cellular component (GO): PAM complex, Tim23 associated import motor
Molecular function (GO): ATPase activator activity
Source: RefSeq, a predicted model, not a curated record
UUUUCUCUUCCUUCUCCGAACAUCUGAACUUCAUCGAACGGCGAAAAAUUAUCACCACCGCUGCUUUGUCGCACCGUCCCGCACUCAUCUUCACCCUCUCCGUUCUCUGGCCGAUCUCCUCUAUCCGCAAAUAUGGCAUCCGUUCUGGCCGUCGGCGUUGGCGUCGCUACUGCCGCCUUUCUGGGUCGUGCUGGUCUCGUUGCUUAUCGCCGAUCCAGAGGUACUGUAAACAGCUUGGGGAAAGCAUUUUACAAGGGAGGAUUCGAACCACGCAUGAAUAGGCGCGAGGCAUCGCUUAUCUUGGAACUCUCUGAACGGAACAUGAAUAAAGACAAAAUCCGAACGAAUCAUCGCAGACUCAUGCUGCUGAACCAUCCGGACCGAGGAGGAAGCCCGUACAUCGCCUCUAAGAUUAACGAAGCGAAGGAACUACUCGAAAAGACUUAAUUGUUUAGGGGCGGACCGUCCGUAACUCCUAUUGAUAUACUUGACUCGAACAAGCUGAGAAUUAUGCCAGGACUUCUUUUGGCUUGACAACCCUCCCAGGCUUGGCUUGAUAUACUCGAUUGCCCGCUGCUUUUUCUGAUGUUUUUCCUGGUUUCCUUUUCGGUUUCCCUCUAUUCUACGAGGGAUGCAUAGCGAGGCGUUUAUUUGGUUUUUGUCGGGUACACAUUUAUAAACCGUUGAUCUUUUCCUGCAUUUAGCCAUUUGCGCAUCUAGUAGUAUAUUGCUACGAAAUCCCUCCUCUUCUUUUGCUAUAGAUACGGAGCAAAAUUGUAUAUUAUGAAUGCUGAUCUAGAGUUCUCGAUUGUCUUUGCUUAAAUAUGAUGUUGUUCUUGUCCUCAAAAGUCUGUGAGUUGGCUACGGGGUGACAAGCCAAGGAUAGAUAAGCUUCCAAACUGCAGACUCCGCCCUGUCUUGGUACGGUACCGUCCUCAGCUGUAUCAUAUCAUAUCAACACAGUAAUUAGCGUGGCGGGAGAUUCUGGCUUCCGGCAAACUCUCGUCUCGUGUUAACUAUGUAACUUGUGGUUAUCGUAUUUUUUCCCUGGAAUGUGAUGAAAUCUUCGUAGAGAUGUCUCGAUAGAAAACGAA